AUGAGCAUCUUAAAAGUUGUCCUUCUCCUCCUCUUCCUUCCAUCCAUCAUACGAGUUACAGAGCCAUGCCAAAUCUCCAUGUGCAGCCGCAAAAGCAUCCCUAUUCGUUUUCCCUUCCGACAAGAAGGCGAAAACUGUGGUUAUCCUGGUUUCAACCUGAGCUGCAACGGUAACGGUCAGAGUAUAACGGUUCUAAAACUUCCUUCCUCUGGAGAAUUCUUUGUCCGCAGCAUCGACUAUAUGAUGCAACAGAUACAGCUGUACGACCCCGACAACUGCCUUCCACGACGCCUUCUGCGCUUCAAUCUUUCUGGGUCCCCCUUUUUCGCUGCAUAUUCUCAGAUAUACACGUUUCUCAGCUGCCCUUCUCAGUUCCCAAAGCCUGCAGGGUUCACAGCCGUCGAUUGCCUUGCCAGCCCCACAAAUUCUGUUCUGGCUACUUCAUCCACGGGCCUUGCGAAUUCGAUGCCUCCUUCGUGCAAGAUCAUUGCCACUCUGGCAGUUCCGGCUGCAUGGCCGGAUCAUUUUGGUGAAGGAUUCUCAGGUGGCCUUAAUGGAGAUCUUCGUUUAAGAUGGAAUGUGCCUGACUGUGGAGCUUGUGAAGCGCAAGGCAGUUUGUGUGGCUUCAAGACCAAUUCUAGUCAAGAAAUUGCUUGCUUCGAUUUUCCUAAAGCACCAGGCGAAAAUGGUCUCCGAGUUUUCAGGAUCAUGUGCUUCUCCAUUGCCUUACCAGCUAUCACAUUUGUUGUUGGGUUUGCAUGUUUCGCAUGUUUCAUGGACAAAGCCAGAGGAAAUAGGGCCAACAUUACUGCACGGCACACACCAACUAUAGUGUCACCACAACCCACCAUUGUCAUGACGGGUCUGGAUGAGUCCACCAUUCAAUCCUAUGAAAAGCUAGUCCUUGGGGAGAGCCGACAGCUACCGGGACCCAAUGACAGCACUUGUCCGAUAUGCUUGGCAGAGUAUUGCACCGAAGAGACACUUAGAUGUAUACCAGAAUGCCAGCACUGCUUCCAUGCCGAUUGCAUUGAUGAGUGGCUACGAAGGAAUAAUAGCUGCCCAGUCUGCCGAAACUCUCCAUCACCUACUCAGCAUGCUACCUCAAAUAAUGAUUGA
Molecule: messenger RNA, 1119 nt
Organism: Corylus avellana
Lineage: Eukaryota; Viridiplantae; Streptophyta; Magnoliopsida; Fagales; Betulaceae
Product: putative RING-H2 finger protein ATL21A
Molecular function (GO): polysaccharide binding
Source: RefSeq, a predicted model, not a curated record